AUUUGGUUGGUCAUUUAGUUGAUUGGGUAGUUUUAUUGCCAAAAAAAAAAACUAAAAAAAAAAAAUCAAAAUCAGCUGGCACGAUUUUUUUUUCUUUCAAAAUCUUCAUUUUGUAAAUCAAAUUGAUUGAAAAACAUCUUUGUGUUUUUGUUUCGUGUUCCUGGAACGAUAUGGCAUCAGCUAGAAACGGUGGUGGUCAUCAUGGUCAUCGCCACCAUCAUCAUCGUCAAUAUCAUCGUGAUCAAUGUGAUGGUCAAUUGAAUACAAAACGUUUUGAAAUUCUAUUUCAAUCAAUACGUUUUAUAUUGAUAAUAUUAUUAGUAAUAAUAUUUAUAAUAAGUACAAUAUAUUUUAUACGUGCAAUCGAUGCAAUUGGUGAUGAUAUUGAUAGAGCCGGUGAAACACAUUUUGGUCAUGAAAUUGAAGAAAAUAUUCCAGAUGAUGAUAAUUUAUUGGUUUCGAGGAAAAAUUCUCGAUUCGAUCCAUAUAAAGAUUCUGAAGAUGAUCAUUAUCGUAAUGAAAAAACAGGACGAUUAAUCAAAAAUAAUGGCCAUAAUCAUUUUUAUCGUAUAACCAAUUCGAAUGAAAAACAUUAUCAUAUAAUUUCAUUAAUCAUAUGGGUUGUUUUAACAUUAUUUUGUUCAAUAUUAUCAUUGGUUGGUAUUUUGGGUGCGAUAUUCUUGAAUCCAUGUAUGGUAUUAUUUUCGGCCAUAAUGAUAUUGGUACAUACAAUUUGUUCACACAUUCUACCAAUAUUUCAAAUAACAUUUCCAAAUUUAACAUCAAAUUGGUUUCUAUUGGCAUUGGAAGUACCAACAAUCAGUUUUGCAAUAUUAUUUGUAUUAAUAUUUCGUAUUCGUCAAAAACGUAUUGUUAAUGAUUGGAAACAAAGACGUAUUCUUUAUUGAUUUAUGAUUCGAUUUUUGAUUUGAUUUGAUUGAAUUAAC
Dermatophagoides pteronyssinus (European house dust mite) is the source of this 947-nucleotide messenger RNA. RefSeq lists its product as uncharacterized. The record is from RefSeq and is a predicted model, not a curated record. NCBI's taxonomy places the organism in Eukaryota, Metazoa, Arthropoda, Arachnida, Sarcoptiformes, Pyroglyphidae.